AUGCCCGUCUACAAAAUCCAUGGCUUCCGCUGGCCCCGCGGCGGCAUCCCCAGUAUUCGCGUCUUCAUAGUGCUCGAAAACCUCGACGAUGCCUCUGCCGAAUACAUCCAAAACAAACGCACCUCCUCUCUAAUUCUCGGCGCAAUUCACAAAAACCAUCCCAACGCUUCUAGACACUUACCAAACUUGCAGCUGAUAGAGCAAUACGACCCGCUCGAUAUGACGGAUUCGGCAGUGAGUCAACCGCACGCCUUUGUCGCGGAUAGUGUGACUAUAUUACCGGAUACGGCGCGGCCGGUGAAAGGGUUGAGUGUGGAGAUUGAUCAGCGGUUUUUGGAUGAUGCCAUUUCGUCCGAGGCGCGACAGACGCUUGCUGAGAUUAGAGAUGCGGUUGCGCCGGGCGAGAAGAUUGGGUGGUGGAUUGUGUAUAAUGGGGAUCCGGAGAGGUAUUAUCCUGGUAUGGAGGAGGAUGAACUUAUGGAUGAUGAGGAGAGCGUUGGUGCUAGUGCUGGCCCAGGUGGAGAUGAUAGAAUCAGUUUCCAAAGUAGAGAGACGGCGCCGUCGUCUGUGGCUGCUUCGACGCCUGUUUCGGUGCCUGAGAUUCCGGCUGAGAAGUCACCGGCUCCUGGGUUGAAGAAGAAGAGAUCGUUUUGGCGGCGCAAAUGA
Messenger RNA from Talaromyces amestolkiae, 666 nucleotides. RefSeq lists its product as uncharacterized. Lineage: Eukaryota; Fungi; Ascomycota; Eurotiomycetes; Eurotiales; Trichocomaceae. The coding region runs from base 1 to 666 and encodes 221 amino acids. The record is from RefSeq and is a predicted model, not a curated record. The transcript has 2 exons.